GCGAGUUCUGGAGAUCCAGGGCAGCGGUGUUAGAGAGCAGUCAACGGCGAAGUGUGUCAAACUGAAGCUGUGACUGGACUGGAUUUUCAAGGAAUAUUAUUUUAUUUAUUUGGACUUUUACACUGAGACCUGUUUUGAAGCAAGCCUCCUAUGCGAAAAAGAAGAUUUGCUGAAGUUGUCAGAAAUCCGAGUGUCCGUCUGCAUUCUCUCAGUGGACCCACCAUGAGGAUGGGGUGAUUUGUUCGUGUUUUACUUCACAACAUUAAACCCAAGUCCGAUGUCUAAAGACCUGGAUUCCAAACCGUACUUGUUCUCCUCCUUGGAGGGGCAGGACGGAGCAAUCGGCUGCAGCUCAAUGGCGACGCUUCAUCGUAUGGCCAGUUUCGCAGAAGGCACUGAACUGGGCCUGGCAUCUGAAGGCAGCGACAGCAGCCAGGACCGUCCAACCUCGGGCCACAACACCCGGAAGAUGAGUCAUUCCCUACAUGAGGAUGUGGAGAUGAAGAGUAGCAGCGGGUCCAGCGGGAGCGGAACAGAGUCUCAUGGCAAUGAGUCUCAUGGUAAUGAAUCCCACGGAAAUGAAUCUCAUGGCAAUGAGUCUUCUGGGAGUUCCAAUAGCCGAAGCAAGGACUCAGCACUACUGGUGUCAUCGGGAAGCAACAAGAGCUCCAACUCUCACAGUCCAUCUCCACCCAGCAGCACAAAUGCUUUCAGUCUUCUGAGCGCCAGUUCAGAACAGGACAAUCCGUCCACCAGCGGCUGCAGUAGUGAAGAAUCUGCAAAAGCCAAGACGCAGAAAGAGUUGAUCAAAACUCUGAAAGAGCUGAAGCUUCAUCUGCCUGCAGAGAAGAGAAACAAAGGCAGCAAAUCCACCACACUCAACACUCUUAAAUACGCCCUGCGCUGCGUCAGACAGGUGGAGGCAAAUGAAGAGUAUUAUCAGCUGCUCAUGAUUAAUGACAGUCAGCCAUCAGGGCUUGAUGUCUCAUCAUAUACUAUAGAGGAGAUCGACAGCAUAACCUCUGAAUACACCCUCAAAAACACUGAUAUCUUCGCAGUGGCCGUGUCUCUCAUCACUGGGAAGAUCGUCUAUAUUUCAGACCAGGCCGCCUCCAUCCUCAACUGCAAGCGGGACGUCUUCAAGAAUGCCAAGUUUGUGGAGUUUCUUACACCACAGGACGUCAGUGUGUUCUACAGCUUCACCACACCAUACAGGCUGCCCUCAUGGAGCAUGUGCACUGGCGCAGACUCGUCCCCGUCAGACUGCAUGCAGGAGAAAUCCUUCUUCUGUCGUAUUAGCGGCGGUAAGGAGUGUGAGGCAGAUCUGCAGUAUUAUCCCUUCAGAAUGACUCCGUAUCUGAUGAAGGUUCAGGAUAUGGAGCAUUCAGAGGAUCAGUUCUGCUGCCUCCUGCUGGCCGAGAGAGUGCACUCCGGCUACGAAGCUCCCAGAAUCCCCACAGACAAGCGAAUCUUCACCACCACACACACUCCCAGCUGUGUGUUUCAGGAUGUGGAUGAGCGGGCUGUUCCGUUACUAGGAUAUUUACCACAGGAUUUAAUCGGCACACCUGUCCUUCUCCAUCUGCAUCCGAAUGAUCGGCCAACCAUGCUCGGCAUCCACAGGAAGAUCCUGCAGUGCGCCGGUCAGCCUUUUGACCAUUCGAUCCGCUUUUGUGCUCGUAACGGAGAGUACAUCACCAUCGACACCAGCUGGUCCAGCUUCGUCAAUCCCUGGAGCCGCAAAGUUUCCUUCGUCAUCGGCAGACAUAAAGUUCGCAUGGGUCCGGUGAAUGAAGACGUGUUUGCAGCUCCGGCUACUGCUGAAGGCAAAUGCGUGGAUUCUGACAUCCAGGACAUCACCGAGCAGAUCCACAGACUCCUGCUGCAGCCGGUGCACAAUAAUGGUUCAAGUGGCUAUGGCAGUCUGGGCAGUAAUGAUCACCUGCUGAGUGUGGCGUCAUCCAGUGAAAGCAAUGGUAACGGGACACGACAGAGACAUGAAGAAGAGGACAUCAGGAAAGCCAAACCGAGGAGCUUUCAGGAGAUCUGCAAAGGCGUUCACAUGCAGAAAAACCAGGAGCUGCAGUCCAAGAAAAGCCCUACUAAGUUUGUUCAGAAAAGUCCAGUGGUUCGACCGAAAGACUCUGCAUAUCCAGUGAACUGGAGAGAGUCUCAGGAGGAGCAGCGAGCGGCGGUGCAGGAGGAGCUGGCCUUCAAAGACCAGACUGUCUACUCCUAUCAGCAGAUCAGCUGCCUGGACAGCGUCAUCCGCUAUCUGGAGAGCUGUAACGUGCCCAUUACAGUGAAGAGAAAGUGCCAAUCCUCCUCCAACACCACGUCCUCAAACUCAGACGAGGACAAGCAGAGGAACGCUGACAGCUCCAUGCAAGUCUCUGAAGAGCCGGCUCAUCUGAAGGAGCAGUCAGGUCUGUCAACAUUAGAGGUGUCGAAAAAGCCUCCAGGCUCAGGUGUAGUGAGUCCGUCUCUGACUCCUCUGGCUCUGCCCAGUAAGCCUGAAAGCGUGGUCUCCAUCACCAGCCAGUGCAGCUACAGCAGCACCAUUGUACACGUGGGAGACAAGAAAGUCGUGUCGUCAACAAGACACAUCUCUACAAAGCAAGAAUACUCUUCCAAACUCCAAAAGAUCAUUGAAGAUGUUCCCAGCGCUGAAGGCACAGAUGUUCAAGGUCUCGCCGUCCCUCCGGCCGCAGUUUCGCCUCAGAAUCAGGAGCGAGAGGCGUAUAAGAAACUGGGUUUGACCAAGCAGGUUCUGGCGGCUCACACGCAGAAGGAGGAGCAGGCGUUUCUCAGCCGCUUCAGAGAGCUGAGAGGGGUCCACGCUUUUAAAGCAGACUGCUCCCUCUAUCUGGAGAGGCAGAAAGGACAGGUCACGUCUGAAGCAGUCCCUGCUGCUCGCUCAUGCAAGGCUGGAGGUGGCGGCGCACAGGAGACCACCACAACCCGCAGGGGGCGCAACAAAAAGACCAAAUCCAAGCGAGUAAAGCCGAAUGAGUCGUCAGACAGCACUCCAUCAGGCCGUAGACCUGCACACAGACCUCAGCUCCAGGGCCUUAACCAGACGUCCUGGUCUCCCUCAGACACGUCCCAAUCCACAUUCCCUAUCGCCUAUCCUGCCGUGAUGCCUGCGUAUCCGCUACAGAUGUACCCAGGAGCUGGUGGUAUGCAGCCCAGAGUGGACCCUCCAAUGCCAGGCUUUGGGGAAAGUCAAUGCGCACCAGAUCCACGCAUCCCAAUGCAGCCCAUCCAGACGCCAUAUUCUGCUCCACUAGUCACGCCGAUGGUGGCGCUGGUGCUGCCUAACUACAUGUUUCCACAGGUGGGCAGCGCUCCACGCCAGGCUUUCUACCCCCCAAAACAGGGACCAUUCCCCACCCAGCCCACCUUUCAGACUCAGCCUGGUUUCACACCGCAGGCUUCAUUUCCCCCGCAGUCGACGUUUACAAUACAAACACAGUUCACCUCCCAAAACCCCUUCAGCUCACAGCCUACAUUCCAGCCUCAGCCAUUUCCAUUCGCAUGUCCUGAAGACCCACCCAAAGCACCUGAGCCGGAGCUGAGGGAGGAGCAAUCCCGAAGCCCCACCCCUCAGUCAAUGGGUGGAGGCGGACCUCCAUCUCCACCUCUGUUCCAGUCACGGUGCAGCUCGCCCCUACAACUCAACCUGCUCCAGCUGGAGGAAACGCAGCGCUCGGCUGACAGACAGGAGAACACAGCGCCAUCUGCUGUACCACUGAACAACUGCAGUACAGGGGUGGAGAAAGCGGGCAGCGUGACUGCUCAAAGCAAACCUGUUAAGGAUGUGGUGCAGGAUGAAGGAUCACCUGUGGAUGGUCAACACAGCGAUGCGCUCUCUUCAUCAAGUGACCUGCUGGACAUCCUGCCGGAGGACUCGCGCUCGGGCACCGGCUCUGCCACAUCUGGCUCCAUGGGUUCAGGAUCAAACCGCUGUGGGACGUCUGCCAGCGGAGGAUCUGCCAGCAGAACUGAAAGCAGCAACAAGAGCAACAACAGCAGUAACUACUUUGGCAGUGUGGAUUCCUCCCAGAAAUCCCACAAGGCCAAGGGUCAGGGCUCUGGUGUGCUGGCUCUGGACGGCAGUGAGAAUCUGAUCAAGUAUGUCCUGCAGGACCCGCUCUGGCUGCUCAUGGCCAACGUGGACGAAGAUGUAAUGAUGUCAUACCAGUUGCCUUCUCGAGACAUCCAGAAGGUGCUGUGGGAGGACCGAGAGAAGCUGCGUCAGAUGCAGAAGAGUCAGCCGCGCUUCACAGACGAGCAGAAGAGAGAGCUGGCCGACGUGCAUCCCUGGAUGAGGAGAGGAGGACUGCCUAAAGCCAUCGACAUCAAGGCGUGCAUGGGCUGUGAGGAGCUCAGUGAAGCUCUGAAUGAAGACGAUCCUCCAGAUCUGCACAUGGGAGAAGCAGAAAACAGCGACGUCACUGCUGCUCCAAACUCACAAGAACUUCAAGAACCUCCAAACUCGCCAACGCACAGCUGUCCCGGUCCAGACACCUGAACUGAAGCUCAGCCAUGAGGGACCUUCAGCACCACAGACCUCCAGGAAGACUCUCGCUCGCUCCGCUCCUGUACAGAGACAGUGUAAGUACUGCAGUGAGAGAGAGAGAGAGCGAUCGGGUGUCUCCAAAGCCAGACUCUGUGCUGUUCGAUGACCAUUACUGUUAGAGUGAGCGGAUCACUUUCCUCUUCAGUGUUUCUCCUGUUGUCCUGUACAUGUACAGACUAACUUAUUUCCUUCUUGACAGAACUUUGUUUUGUACUAUUUUGUAUAAAUGUGUGCUGUUUUCUCCUCUGAAAAGCACUCAUAAUGGAUCUGCUGGUGUUUGCUAGUUGUGUUGUUGAAUAGGUUUCUGAAUUCCUUUCGCAUUCACAAUUCUUCGCUGAGGACUUGUGAGUUAUUUAUUGAAUUAGGGCAGUGGAAUUGUGUCCUAACACAACAUCUGAUCUCUUCGCUUGAGCAGUUGUAGCUCAUUUAAGAUGUUUAGUGAAUGCAUUAGGUGAAUUGAUCUGAAAAGUGUUUCAGAUGAGAGUUCUGGUGCUAUGUUCUCGAUCAGGCCGGCUGCCUGAUCAUCUGUUGCGAUAUUGAACCUCAGUGUUAGAGUUCUCUUUUAUAAAGCGAGGUGUAAGUGAUGGUGGUUUAACUGAUCUCACAGACUGUCCAUGUGUCAACCUGCUGUGAAGCCACAGUUACCAAUAAACAGCCGAAACAGAGAGGCACCUUAUUCGGGAGAUUACAAUAUGCCAUUGGAGGGUCUCCAUUUGAAUAGUACUUCAAAUACCAGUGGUGAGGUCAAUUUGAUAUGAAGCUUUAAAGGUUUAGAAAUCUAUUUUACAACGUUUAGCACACGUUUAAAAGAAAUAUGCUUGCAUUCUGUCACUUUGGAAGCUGUGCAGCCAUCUGUGAUGUGUCUUACGCUGCCUGUUUGUUUAAUAAAGUGAAUUUAAAAUAAAAUCUAUUUUUUAGAAAUGUA
Molecule: messenger RNA, 5507 nt
Organism: Danio rerio (zebrafish)
Lineage: Eukaryota; Metazoa; Chordata; Actinopteri; Cypriniformes; Danionidae
Source: RefSeq, a predicted model, not a curated record